Cladophialophora psammophila CBS 110553 is the source of this 1452-nucleotide messenger RNA. RefSeq lists its product as uncharacterized. The transcript is spliced from 2 exons. Gene Ontology annotation, cellular component: endoplasmic reticulum membrane; lipid droplet; mitochondrial outer membrane. The record is from RefSeq and is a predicted model, not a curated record. Lineage: Eukaryota; Fungi; Ascomycota; Eurotiomycetes; Chaetothyriales; Herpotrichiellaceae. Gene Ontology annotation, molecular function: 3-beta-hydroxysteroid 3-dehydrogenase (NADP+) activity. The coding region runs from base 1 to 1452 and encodes 483 amino acids. Gene Ontology annotation, biological process: ergosterol biosynthetic process.
AUGGGGAUCCCAAACAGAACAAAAGGAUUCCACCAUGGACACUUGCUCGCUAGCUCUGCGCAGGCUGCCCUCACGAACAAACCUCAAGGAGCCAAAUCAAUGACAAGCAACGAUCAAUAUGUCCUGGUGACUGGCGCAAACAGCGGCCUAGGCCUGGGAACCUGCUGUCGUCUGAUCGACGAGUAUCUUGCCUCUCACCCCCGCGACCAUGGCGCUCUGACCAUCAUAUUCACGACUCGGAGCGUCCAAAAGGGUGCCGAGACUCUUUCGACCCUCGAGAAGCACCUCGCCAGACAUGGCCGUGCCCCCGCCUCUGGUCGCAAGAUCUUCUUCCAACCCGAGAAUGUCGAGUUGACGAGCCUUCUCUCCAUCCGCGCCCUCAGCCGCAAACUCCUCGCCUCAGACCUGCCUCAUCUAAACGCAAUAGUCCUUAAUGCUGGUAUAGGAGGAUGGUCCGGCCUGGACUGGCCCCUGACGCUCUGGACGGUUUUGACAAGCAUCAGACAGGCCACAACAUGGCCGACGUUCAAACUUGGUCUCGUCGGACUGGUGACAAAACCACAGUUCUCACAGGGGACUUGUGCCGGUGAGGAACCGAUACUGGGAGAGGUCUUCUGCGCCAACGUAUUUGGACAUUACAUGCUGGUCCAUUGGCUCAUGCCGCUAUUCCGCGCAUGCGCACCAGAGUCCCGCGGCAAGAUCAUCUGGUCGACCUCCAUCGAGGCGGUCGGAUGGCACUACAACCCGGAGGACCAUCAGGGGUUGAAAUCAGACACAGCAUACGAACACACUAAGCGCAUAGGAGACUUGUUGGCGCUCAGUGCGGUCAAUCAGCCGGCGACCGCCAAACAAGUCAAGGAAUACACCACGCCUUCUUACACCAUGGCAUCCGCACGGGGGCGGCCAGAUCAAUCUGAGCCGACCUUCCACGUGUCGCACCCAGGGAUCUGCACCACCACCAUCAUCAGCCUCUGCUGGAUCGUGCACGAGUGCUAUCGGCUCGGCAUCUAUCUGGCCCGCUGGUGCGGCUCGCCUUGGGCAAACGUGACCAGCUACCUAGGGGCCGCGUCGGCCUCCUGGCUCGCUCUCGCAUCCCUAGCAGCCAUUACAGGCAAAGCGAUUCAAGCCACCGGCGACGAAUACAGCGGGCCAUGUAAAUGGGGGUCGUCGACCGACCGCCUGGGCCGUUCUCACGUUCGCGUCACCGACGUCCCGGGCUGGGGCCUCAACGGCAGCGGCAAGCCUUUCAAGGAUAAAUGGUGGGGUGGGAGUCUUGGGAGAAAGACCGGUUCCGCCGACGCCACGAAGGACGACGUCGAAAACUUUGUCGCCCAAGGAGCACAGGUGUGGAACAGGAUGGAGACAUUGCGGAAAGACUGGGAGGCGAGGAUCGAAAGGUAUGAAGCAGACCAUGCAACGGGGAGCAAUGGACAUGGAAUGAAGAAAAAAUAA